AUGUCCCUCCCUGUGAUCAACCUCCAUGACACAGUUGGGGCCCUUCAGCUAGGCUCCUUGUUCGCCGUGUUCCUCUUUGGAGUGGUCACCCUCCAAUCGCACAUGUACUACCAGACGUUCCGGGAGGAUAAGAUACAGCUGAAGCUAUUGGUGGCGACGAUAUGGCUCCUCGAACUCGGACACACCUUCUGCGUGUCCGCCGAGAUAUACAAAGCCACCAUCGUGAAUUAUGGGCGGCCAGAGAAACUCUUUCCCUUUCCAUUCUUAGGAGCUUCGACGGCAGUUGGAGGAACGAUCGCUUUCCUAUGCCAUAGUUUCUUCUCCUCGCGAGUUUGGAAGGUUUUACCCAAACCAUGGAAUUUCGUUGGUGCAUUCUGCUUCGUCGUCGCCCUUGUCCGGUUCAUUGGGAGUAUCGCGUUGGGAGUCAACGCCGUCAAGGCCACUGUUCUGGAAGAUUACCGACGGGAUUGGGGGUGGCUGAUCAUGUCGUUGUUGGUUGUCGGGGCAGCAAUUGAUGUUCUCAUCGCGGGAUCGAUGUUGUUCUACCUGUGGAAGCAGAGGGCGAAGGUGUUCGCAAGAUCGAUACGCCUCAUCGACCGUCUCGUUCAGUAUACCAUCUGUACGGCGCUGUUGCCCAGUCUUUCGGCAAUCGUCAUGUUGAUCGUCUUCCAUGUCGAUCCCGACGCCUGUGUUGGUUUGGCUGGCCAUUUACUCGUGCCUCGCGAAGCUGUACUCGAACUGCGUCCUCGCAUCACUGAAUUCAAGGGCAAGUCUGAGAGGCACGUUCUCCAACGGAUCCUCCUUCGAGCCAACGUCAAGACCGCACCUAACUGGUCGACGGGACACCGCUGA
Messenger RNA from Coprinopsis cinerea okayama7#130, 852 nucleotides. RefSeq lists its product as hypothetical. The transcript has 11 exons. Bases 1 to 852 code for a protein of 283 amino acids. The record is from RefSeq and is a predicted model, not a curated record. Lineage: Eukaryota; Fungi; Basidiomycota; Agaricomycetes; Agaricales; Psathyrellaceae.